CGAAAGCAGAAAAAGAAAAGGAGAAAAAAAAACAAAGGAAACGCGUGAUCCGUAGCUACCAAUCACGCAGGCUUUAUACUUUGGGCGGAGUAGAUCAUAGGCGUACGACCCCGUGAUCGGCAUAUGGCAUUCAAACGACUGCGCAACAGUCAGAAACACAGCUGCACAGUAAAUUGAAGGCUAUUCACUCACUUCACAGCGCUGCACACAGGCUCUUCAGGGCGCUACAGUUUUCACCGCUCUCGACCUUUUUUUAUUUUUAUUUUUGUUUUUAUGUAGGUUUAUAAUUUCUCUAUCAUGCGCUUUUCGGCAUUCUCUAGAGACGCAGAGAGCUGCGAAAAUCGCUAUGGACGAUGAAGCACCGGUGGUUUAUUCAUGGUUUUGACGGACUUUUCAUCGAGCAUCUCAGCAUUCUGACAGUGUUUUGCUUGGUGGAAUUUAGCACACUGCCUAGGGUUUUAUUGAGAUGAUUGGGAUCCUAUGAUUUGACGGGUUGACUCGUUGAGUCGCCAUGGAAAGUUUCAGUGAAGAAGAGGAUCAGUUCUUUGAAGCCCGCGAGGACAUUAGAUCUGUAUCUGAUUCGAGCUCUGAUUGCCCGGAGAAUUUAGAUUCUGAUUGUGGGGUAGUUGAUUCCUUGCCUAUUAGUACUAAUUAUGAGGUUUGGAUUAAGAGCCUGGGCAGCAUUCAUGAACGGCGCAAUAAAUUUCUCAGGUGGAUGGGUUUGAAUUUUGAUGAGACCACGAGAGAUGAUCCUGGUAAUCCAUCUUCACAGGAAACAGAAGUUCAGACUGAUAGAAUGACAGAACAUGGUGGGGCGGUUCUAAGAUCAUCAAAUUUUGAUGAUAGGUUUUCAUCAAGCCAUUCUUCCAUGUCAUGUUGUUCAAGUGAUACCUUAGACUUGUUAGAUGGAGUGUUGGAGGAGAAUUUCAUGUAUAGAAUUAGAAACUUGGAUGAUGGGACAGAGUUUAUUGUGGAUGAAGAUGGUUUGUCUGGGAGGAUACGUCAAGUGGGAUCGAAUCGAUUCCUUACAGUGGCAGAGUUUGAGAGGAGUCUAGGAUUAUCCCCUCUUGUUCAGACAGUGAUGCGGAGAGAAGCUGAAGCGUUGUCUAAAUUUAGGGCAGCAAGAAAGCGGGUGAAGAGAGGAUGGUUGAGGAGAUUAGGUGUUGUUGCUUGUGUUGUUGAUAGGCAAGUUGAAACUGGAGGUAUGGGAGAGGAUGAACCCUAUUCUGUUGCAAGUGCUAGGGCUCAAAUUGUCAGAGUUCGGUCAUAUAAGAAGCGGGUCAAGGAAUUUUCUGCUCUUUAUAUGAGACAAGAUUUUCCGGCCCAUGAAGGCUCUAUUUUGACAAUGAAGUUCAGUCCUGAUGGCCAGUACCUUGCAAGUGCUGGUGAAGAUGGAAUUGUGCGUGUAUGGCAGGUGAUGGAGUUAGAGAGAUCCAAUGAGUUUGGCACACUUGAUAUUGAUCCUUCGCAUGUAUAUUUCGAAAUUAAUAAUCUUUCUGAAUUAGUUCCUCUUCGUGCUGAUAAAGAGAAAAAGGGGAAACUCAAGAAUCUGCUAACAUCAGACUUGGCUUGUGUUAUCUUUCCUCAAAAAGUAUUCCAAAUAUCAGAGAAACCAAUCCAUGAAUUUUAUGGGCAUUGUGGAGAGAUCUUGGACCUCUCCUGGUCAAAGAAUAAGCAUCUCCUGUCAUCUUCUACGGAUAAGACUGUUCGGUUGUGGAAAUUGGGCUGUAAUCAAUGUGUGGAAGUCUUUUCCCACAAUAACUAUGUUACAUGCAUUCAGUUUAAUCCCACGGAUGAUGAUUCAUUCAUCAGCGGUUCCAUAGAUGGGAAAGUACGCAUCUGGGCAAUUCCUGGUUGCCAAGUUAUUGACUGGACUGAUGUUACAGAAAUUGUUACAGCUGUUUGUUAUCAACCUGAUGGAAAGGGUAUAGUAGUUGGCUCCAUGACUGGCAAUUGUCGGUUUUAUGAUGCUUCUGAUAAUCGUCUGCAGCUGUGUACGAAAGUGUGCUUACAGGGUAAAAAGAAGUCGCCAUUCAAGAGGAUAACUGGCUUUCAGAGUUGCCAUUUUGCCCUGCAGUUUUCCCCUAGUGACCCAACCAGAUUAAUGGUUACUUCUGCUGAUUCAAAAGUCCGUAUCCUCAGUGGGGUUGAUGUGAUAUGCAAAUAUCGAGGGAUACAUAAUGCAGGAAGUCAGAUAUCUGCGUCUUUUACACCAGAUGGCACACACAUUAUUUCAGCAAGUGAGGAUUCUAACGUCUAUGUCUGGAACUAUAGUAGCCAGGAUUUGCCUGUUCCUCAUUCAAAGAACAAUUGGGCAUGUGAGCGGUUCUUCUCAAAUAAUGCAUCAGUUGCUAUACCCUGGUCUGGAAUCACGUGUGGGAAUUCUUUUUCCUCAAAUAUAUUUGGGACAAUGUUGUCAUUCAUGAACUUGGGCCAAUGCAAUGAUGAAAGAAUUUUGGUGCAUUCUGAGCUGGGUGAGAGUUCAGAAUUAAGUUUGCCAUUUUCUUCACCUGAUCAUUUCUCACGGAGCCAAGGAUUUUUCUCUGAAUCAUUAUCCAAGGGUUCUGCAACCUGGCCAGAGGAAAAGCUUCCUUUGAGCUCACCGCGAAUAUCAUCUAAACUGUGUAAAUCCCAUUACAAGUUUUUGAAGACAUCUUUCCAGACUAUGUAUGGUUCUCAUGCAUGGGGUUCAGUAAUUGUGACAGCUGGCUGGGAUGGACGGAUCAGAUGGUUCCAGAAUUACGGAUUGCCAAUUUGCAUCUAAAUAUGUCAAGGUUCAGAAGACCCUGAAGGGAUUUUUUUUCUUUGAGAAAUUUGCCUGCCUUUGGCAAAGCUCAGGUUUCCAUUUUCCUGACUGCACCCUCGUCGAUUGAGUGUGGGAUACAACACAUGCAUGAGCUGAAUAUGUAUCCAUACCCAUGGCAGGUCCUGUGCUGUCUAGUUUACAUGCAUAAGCAAUGGUUGAGAUGUUAAAGCAUUCUUUGGUUCACUGUCUGGCAGAACAAGAAUAUUAGGUGCACAAAAUUGAAUUGUAUAUGUGCCCAGCAUCAAUAGCCUUAUAGACCCAGCUGGUUGGUUAUCCAGUGUACAUACCAUUCUUUGAUUUAUUUUCUUAGCAGUAUGGUGGCUGCUUACCCAAUAUGAAAUGCAGAGUUCUGUUGACGGUCAGGGAGGAUUUUUAGUUUUGUGGGUGCAUGUUGAGAGUCCGUUUUGUGGUAUGCAUUGGGGGAGAUUAGCACUGACCGCUGACAUUGGAAGUCGGCAGACUUGAAGAUAGUCGGAUUCGCAAAUGAUUUCAUCCGUCUCUUUCUAAUGAGAGUUGCAUUUGGUUUUCUGAUUUAAUCAUCAUUAACCCAAGUUAAGCAUCUAGUUUGGAAAGGGUUACGUCGUUGGAAGCUGCUAGAAUUUGCCCAUCUCAAGUCUCCAGGCUUUCCAGGAAAGAAGGGCGAUUCUAAAUCUGUUAAAGCUUGUAUUUUUUUUUUGGGGUCAAAGGGAAAUUUCCUUUAAGCCUCGGGUGCUUUGUCACAGUGGCAAAAAGAAUAUACUUGUAUUAGAUCUGGUUACCAUUUUCAAGUGUAAUAUACCUGUGGAAAAGAAAUUUUUCAUAUU
Molecule: messenger RNA, 3609 nt
Organism: Manihot esculenta (cassava)
Lineage: Eukaryota; Viridiplantae; Streptophyta; Magnoliopsida; Malpighiales; Euphorbiaceae
Product: WD repeat-containing protein 44
Exons: 8
Coding region: 512-2764 (750 amino acids)
Molecular function (GO): protein binding
Source: RefSeq, a predicted model, not a curated record